Messenger RNA from Blepharisma stoltei, 1514 nucleotides. The record is from the annotation of a GenBank genome assembly. Lineage: Eukaryota; Ciliophora; Heterotrichea; Heterotrichida; Blepharismidae.
AUGUCUUUUGUGGCAUUAGUACGGGAUCGGUAUGUGAAUUCUUAUAACAAGCCUAACAUAAGUGGCGUCCAAAUAAAGGUAUCCUCCAGUCAGGUAAACCGCAUUCCAACCCUUGAAGAACUCACCGUUGUUUCCCUAAAAAACUCAAACUUAUCAUCUUCAGGCCCAGAAGGCGAAAUCUCAAUGACAUGCCCAAAUAUAAAAGAACUCGAUAUCUCUGAAACUUGUAUCACAAAUUGGCAAGAGCUUAUAAACAUCUGCAAACAGUUAAACGUAAACUUUACCUCAGGCCCUUGAGUUUAUUGAUAUAGGCCGUUUAAGACUUGAUCCUCAAUCUUUUGCUGAUAGUGAUAGUGUAUUUGAAAAACUAAAAUGGCUAGUUAUGAAUCGUGUAAAUUUGGGGUACCAAGAGAUGAGAAUUAUGAGCAAAACUUUCCCGAAUAUAGAAACCUUGGUCCUUAGGGCAUCAAGAAUAGAUUUUAUUGAAGUUUUUAGGGACUGUUUUCAGAAUGUUACAAGGCUAAAUUUGGGGAAAUGUGAUAUCAGGGAGUUUUCCCAAAUUGAAGCUUUAUCUGUAAUGGAAAAUCUGCAAGAGCUGAAGCUAUAUAAUAACCCAAUUGCAGAAAUCAUCAAUGUGUCACAUUUAGAUGGGUUUAAAAAACUGAAAAGAUUGAAUUUGAGUUUCACUCAAAUAUAAGAAAAUAUUUGAUUAAAUCAUAAAAAAUUAAUAUAAAAAUUUAUAUAUAAAAAUUUUAAGGUGUUUUUGGUUAUAAUAUAUAGAUAUAAGAGAUUUGCAAUCAAUUUACAAUUUGAAUAGUUUCCCAGUUUUAACUGAACUAAGGAUUAAUGACAGCACAUUUAGUGAGAGAUUUAAAGAACAUGCUAGGAAAAUCUUGAUUAAUUAUCUACAGAAUAUAGAAGAAAUCAAUGGAAGCAAAGUUUCAGUAAAAGAAAGAACGACAGCAGAAAGGCAAUUUUUAAGAGAUUUCAGUGAUCCUGCUGAUAUAAGUAGACAUGUAAUGCAGCCAACCAAAGAAACUUUAUUUGAGUGGCUUAUUCCUGAAGAAAUCCCAACGAAUAUUCAAGUAUUUGAUAAAGUUCAUAGCAAACAUGGUAAUGUGCUGAAAUUUGCUGAAGUAAAUUUAUACAUAAUUAUAAUAUAUUUCCUAUCAGAUAGCAAAAGUCACUAUUAUUAAACUUAGAUACUUAAAAUAAAGCCAACAUAAAAUAUAAUAUAAAGAUGUAUAGCACCGCCCACAGAAGCAUUGGUGCAUAUAAGGCUUGAGGAAGGCGAAUCUCAAGAUCAUGUUGUAAGUCUCAGUUGGAAAGUCAGAGACUUGAAGACUUUAUGUGAAAGAAUUUAUGGGAUACCAAAAUCAGAACAAAAACUGUUCUAUGGAGAUCAUGAAGUGAUGGAACAUCUUGGAUUUGACUUGUUGAGGUUUGAUAACCAAAAUCUGAGUGCACUCAAUUUAAAAGAUAAUGACGUGAUCUUGGUAAGAAGAAAAGAUUAA